Molecule: messenger RNA, 687 nt
Organism: Leptosia nina
Lineage: Eukaryota; Metazoa; Arthropoda; Insecta; Lepidoptera; Pieridae
Source: the annotation of a GenBank genome assembly
AUGGGGAAUGCUUUGCCAGGUCGUCAGGGACAAUUCGGGCAGGUCCCAGAUCCUUUUGGAGGCGGUCAGGGGCCGUUCGGUCAAGGACAGGGGCAAAGUCCGUUCGGCCAGGGACCGGGGCAGGGUCUGUUUGGACAAGGGCAAGCUCCUUAUGGGCAAGGUCAGCCACCAUUCGGGCAAGGACAGAACCCGUUUGGGCAAACGCCAUAUGGUCAAGAUAUACCAGGCCAAUAUGCGACGGGGGCACAGGGGCAAACCGGGCUGGCGCCCCAAGGGGCAGUCGCCCCUGUAGCUAACGUCAGUCCACCUCCUUACGGCCAACCAGGAAUGAUGCAAGGACCUCCACCACCUGGUUAUCAACAAGGUUACCCUGGAUAUCCUAACCAAGGACCCGGUUAUCCAGGCCAGGGACCCGGGUAUCCUGGCCAAGGAUAUCAAGGCUAUCCCGGAUCGGGCUAUCCAGCACAACCUGGAACAGGAACAUCUGGAAUAGCUAAUAUGGCAUGUUGUGGCGCGUGUUUGGCGUGCCUAUCGUGUCUGCUCUGCUCGUGCUGUCAAGGUCUAAUGGGUGGAAUGCCGGGUCACGACGGAAACAACUAUAACGAUGGUCACAGUAAUGAGGGCCCGACGGACGCCCCCAAUGCGAAUGUUGAGCCACCUUCGAUCCCUCAAGAAGAUGAGCACUGA